ACUUCAUUCAAUUCGAUUGUUUAUUGCUUCAUUGCCUUCAGAUAGUGAAGUUACUAUUUAGAUGAUAAUUUCAGUUAUACAUUAUUUAUUAACUAAGAAAAAAAACUGUAAUUUCAUAAGAGCUACUAAUUUUAUGCAAAUUUAAAAAUUGUAAAACAUUAUAAGAUUUUCAUUUCAAAUAUGGUAUUAACGAAGGAAUAUCGUAUAUGCAUGCCUCUUACUACAGAAGAGUAUCGCAUAGGACAGUUAUAUAUGAUUGCCAGACAUAGUCAUGAGCAAUCUGAUAAUGAUGAAGGUGUUGAGGUAGUUGAAAACAUAGAAUGUGAUCAUCCAGAACAUGGAAAAGGCCAAUUUACAGAAAAAAGAAUUCAUUUAUCUAGUAAAUUACCAUAUUGGGUUCAAUCAAUCAUUCCACGAAUAUUUUAUGUCACAGAGAAAGCUUGGAAUUAUUAUCCUUUUACUAUCACAGAAUAUACUUGUUCAUUUAUUCCAAAAUUUCACAUCUCAAUAAAAACACGAUAUGAAGAUAAUAAUGGAUCCACGGAAAAUUGUUUAGGACUUUCUCCCAUUGAGUUGAUUCACCGUGAAAUUGAUUUUGUAGACAUUGCAUAUGAUGAACUUUCUGCAAAGCAUUAUAAAGAGGAAGAGGAUCCAAAAUUUUUCCAAUCUCAACGAACUGGUCGUGGACCAUUGGUAGAAGGCUGGAAAAAUAUCACACAACCUAUAAUGUGUUCUUAUAAAUUAGUCCAUGCUUCUUUUGAAGUUUGGGGCAUGCAAACUCGAGUUGAAGACUUUAUUCAUAGAUGUAUAAGAGAUAUUUUAUUAUUGGGUCAUCGACAAGCGUUUGCAUGGAUCGAUGAAUGGUAUGAUAUGACAUUGGAAGAUGUUCGACAGUAUGAACAAAAGAUGCAAGCUGAAACAAAUGAGAAAGUACGGCUCAAAAAUCAAAAUGAGAGACCAAUGACACCUCUCACACCAACUUCAUCAGUGCCAUCUUCACCAUUACCCAAAUCUCCUACCAAUCGAUCAUGGUUUUCUUGGUCAUAGCCAUAAUUCUAAAAAAAUUAGAGUAAUCGAUAGUAUCUAGGGAACGUAAUUAAAAAUUGUGCAAAUAAACAUCAGCAUUUUCGAUUCUAUGUGUGUAUAUACAUAUAUACUGUGUACAUUAUAGUCAGGUCAGCUGUAACAGGAUUUGUAAACCAGAGUUCCUGCUCUAUGCUUCUAAAUCAUUUUUGUGCAAGGUUAUUAAACAAAGGAUAUUGAUUCUCUAAGUAAUGUUGAAUAUUUUUAUAGUUUAAUAUAUGUUAAACUAUUUUUAUUUAUAUUAAUCAAUUUAGGAAUUAGUUUAUUGAAAGCAGUAUUUUAAAUGAGGAGCAGGUUUUUUAUUUUCAGUAGUUACGUUUGUGAUUAUUUAUUUGAUAUUUGUAUUGAUUAUUGUUUCGUUGAUCUAGAACAGAGGAGAAAAAUAAAAGAUGUAGUCCUCAAAUCGUUAUAAUAUGUAAACAAGGCUAUUAGCGAAUCUUUAAUGUGGUUAGCAAAGAUAUAUUGCAUCCAAAUAUAUUUGUCGAUAGUAUACAUCAGCUUAAAUGUAUGAAAUAUUAUAAAAACCAGUGAUAGCAUUUAUCUUAAGAAUUAUUAAAUAUUGUAGCAAAAUAUCGUACACAAAAGAUAUAAAUAUGUAUGUAUGCUUCUUGAACUGCAAUUACGAAUUUUCAUGGCACUACUGAAUUGCAUUUUACUUUAAUCUUAACGAAGAAGUUAUAAUAUUAUAGAUAGCUAUAAAGUUUUUUUUAAUUGAAAAAUAAAUAGAUUGUACAUAUAGAAUUAUUGCUAUUAAAGCAUAAUUUUAAUUUUUAAAAUUUCAAAAUAUAUAUAGAGAAAGAAUACCUAUUUUUAUUUAUAUAUUAAUAUUUGAAUAUUUUUAUUUUUCUUUUUUUAUUUAAAUUAUUUAUGUUUUCUAAAAUUUUCUUGGGACCAAAAAUAAAAAAAAAAUUGAAAUUGAACAAAAUAAAAAAACAAAAAUAGGUAUACACAAAAGUUCACAUACAAUUUAUAACUUUUAGAUAGAUUGCAAUUGCAGCUAUACACAGUUGGAAUGUGUAUAUUAUACCAUGGAAAAAAGAUAUUCGAUUUUAUGCUUAGGAAUUUCACUAUUUAUUUUCCAUUGUUUAUGGCACAUUUAAAAAUUGUGUUCCUAUUUGAAAGGGUAUUUAUAUUAUAAAAUAUUUAAUUUCUUCAUUACUAUAUGUGUAUGUAUUUAAAUAAAAAUUUCAAGCAAUUUUUCUCAAGAA
Apis cerana (Asiatic honeybee) is the source of this 2291-nucleotide messenger RNA. RefSeq names its product cytoplasmic phosphatidylinositol transfer protein 1 (gene rdgBbeta). Gene Ontology annotation, molecular function: phosphatidylinositol binding; phosphatidylinositol transfer activity. NCBI's taxonomy places the organism in Eukaryota, Metazoa, Arthropoda, Insecta, Hymenoptera, Apidae. The record is from RefSeq and is a predicted model, not a curated record. Gene Ontology annotation, biological process: phospholipid transport. Gene Ontology annotation, cellular component: cytoplasm.